Olea europaea var. sylvestris is the source of this 1176-nucleotide messenger RNA. RefSeq lists its product as uncharacterized. The transcript is spliced from 4 exons. The record is from RefSeq and is a predicted model, not a curated record. Bases 367 to 918 code for a protein of 183 amino acids. NCBI's taxonomy places the organism in Eukaryota, Viridiplantae, Streptophyta, Magnoliopsida, Lamiales, Oleaceae.
ACUUUUUCCUAAAUUGCUUACUGCAUCUGCUCUAUAUUCCUAAUAAAAGUUUUGCUUACACGGUACUAAUUGAUGUUGUAGGAAAAAAGAGAAAGAUUCAGAAAGAUGAGAGCAGGUCAAACUUUAAUGCAUACAACAAGUAGAAAGGGCUUUGCUCGUUUAGAAGCUGAAAUGGUAAAAAUUUGUUAAAUUUAAAGUUAAAUUUGCUUAACAAAUUAUAAACGUUUACGUUAUUACAUAUAUGAAAUAAGUGAAAUGUAGCAUGCCGAAAGUGAAGACCCAGAUUCCAUAAUGAGAGAUGAUGUUUAUAUUCGAGGGCAUACGUGAAAAAAUGGUGAAUCUACUAAUGAAUCAGUUGGGGAAACAAUGAACAAAAUAAAAGCAUGUUCACAGACGGUUACUUCUCCUAGCCAACACUCCCUUAAAGAUGAUGGUGUUGCUAGAGUACUUGGUCCUGAACUUCAAGGACGGGUAAGAGGUCUUGGUUUUGGUGCGACUCCUUUAAAGUUGAGUGCUUUGAUGCACAAUCAUAACUUGCAAACUCAAAUGCAAGAGUUGAGAGAUGAAAUUAAAGAAUUAAAAGCUUUGUUUCAAAUGAAGAGUAAGAGUUUUGAACAAGAAGAUAAUCCUAGAGACGGAAGCUUGAAUGGGUCAAAUAACCUUCAAAAUAGGAAAUGCAAAUUGUUAUCUUGGUUUGAGAAAGCUGAUGUUGUUGCAAAAGGUGAAAUCGCAUCAACAAAUCUAAGUGAUUUGGUGCAUCAUGUACCACUUGGUAAUGAAUGUUGGAGAGUUUGGGUUAAUGAAGUGAUUGAUAAUGUCAGCUUAUAUCGUCCUACACGUGAGCUUUUUCUUCUUGAGGAUGCAUUAGGAAGUACAAUAGAAUGGCCAAUUAGGUACAUUGAAGUGGAUUCGCUAUAAUCACAAUGAAGGUACAGGCAGAUUACAAAUGAGCAUUGCUGAAGUCUCACCCAGAUCGAGCUCCGCACUCAUGUGAUUGGAAAGCAUUCUUUUAUUUGUAAAAUAACUUAUUAGUGUUGGUUGAACUUAUGUCUGUUGGUUGAGAAGCAAUUAGUUAUGAAUCAGGCUUGUCAUUUGUUGAACUUAUGUCUAUUGGUUGAGAAAAUGAAAAGUAGUUGUUACAUUUUAUUUAUAUAUGAUAAAUGUUAGUGUUAAUUU